AUGGGUAGCUGGUGGAAAAACUGGCAGCGAGACCGCUCGCAGAUCCCUGAGGUCGUGAUCCCUCUGGCCGAUGCCCCCAAUACGACUCCCCAAACGGAGAAGGAUGCCGAAUCCAAUGUCAACAGCUUAGAUUCCCAGGAAAAGGGUGCUGCUUCCGCACCCGAAAGCACUACGCUAACCCUCGAGGCCCUGCGUGCAGAAGUCGACUCUGCCGUCUCUGCAUCGGGCCAUAACUCUGUUUAUGAUCGCAAGGCCAAGAUUAUCAACAAGGCCAUCCAAGAUAUCGGCAUGGGCCGUUAUCAGUGGGAACUUUAUAUGCUGUGUGGAUUCGGUUGGACUGCUGACAACCUUUGGCUACAGGGAGUUGCCCUGACCCUAACCCCCUUGUCUAUGGAAUUCGGCAUCUCCGAAUCCUACGUUCGUUUUACUACUUGCGCCUUGUUUGUUGGUCUGAUCGUUGGCGCCACUUUCUGGGGUCUUGCAUCUGAUAUGAUUGGACGUCGAUUGGCCUUCAACACAACUCUUUUCUUGUGUGGUGCCUUUGGUCUUGCAUCGGGAGGUGGUCCCAGCUGGGUUGGUACCUGUGCUCUCUAUGCUUGCUUGGGAUUGGGAGUAGGUGGUAAUCUACCAGUCGAUGCUGCCAUCUUCCUCGAGUUCUUGCCCGGUGCUUCAGGAAACAUCUUGAGUUCACUUGCCACAUUCUGGUCGGUGGGUACCUUCAUUGCCAGUAUGCUGGCCUGGGCUUUCAUCCCCAACUACUCUUGCUCCGACUCGAGCAACUGCACCAAGGAAAACAACAUGGGCUGGAGAUACCUUGUUCUUUCUCUGGGUGCCAUCACCAUAGUGUUCUGGAUGUGUCGAUUCUUCUUUUUCAAGCUGUACGAAUCGCCCAAGUUCCUCGUCGCCAAGGGCCGGGAUGAGGACGCUGUCGCAGCUAUUCACGGAGUCGCCUAUCACAACAAGAAGAAGACCUGGCUCACGGUGGAGAUCUUGCAAGAGAUCGGCGGAGCUGCCGAGGAUAGCAAGGAACAGAACCUUUCCUCCACGCAAAUUCUGAAGCGCUCGCUGUCCAAGUUCUCCGUGCAGCAGAUCGGACCAUUGUUCUCGUCCAAGCGUCUUGGAAUCACCACCGCCCUCAUCUGGCUCUGCUGGACCACCAUUGGCAUGGGAUACACCCUCUUCAACGCCUUCCUGCCCCAAUACCUCGGCUCCUCGUCUUCCGUAUACAUCACCUACCGUAACUACGCUAUCACCUCUGUGACCGGACUUUUCGGCCCUAUUCUGGCCCGCUACAUGGUCGACAUCAAGUACGUCGGUCGGAAAGGUACAAUGGCCCUGUCGACAUUGAUCACUGCCGUCCUGCUCUUCUGCUUCACGGCCGCGAAGACAUCCGACACUCAACUCGUUUGCUCGGCUCUCGAAUCCUUCACCCAGAUGAUCAUGUACGGUGUGCUGUACGCCUACACCCCAGAGGUCUUCCCCGCUCCUAACCGCGGUACCGGCUCGGGUAUUGCUAGUUGCUUGAACCGCAUCGCUGGAUUCUGCGCCCCUAUCAUUGGUAUCUAUGCUUCUGCGAACCCCAGUGCGCCCAUCUAUGCUUCGGGUGCGCUGUUAUUGGCUUCGUUCGUGGCGAUGGUGCUGCUGCCAAUUGAGACUGCUGGUAAGCAGAGUUUGUAGACAUGUGACUGUCGGAGAUGUGUACAUGAUAGAGCUUGGGAAGAUUGAGAUGUCUUUCGGUUGAUACCACUGUUGUUAUGUAUCUAUAUGAUGUUGUUAUGACCGAGAUAGCGUGCAUGAUUGGAUUUUUGGUAGAGAGGAUAGAAGAAUAGAUGGACCAUGAUUUG
Molecule: messenger RNA, 1844 nt
Organism: Aspergillus piperis CBS 112811
Lineage: Eukaryota; Fungi; Ascomycota; Eurotiomycetes; Eurotiales; Aspergillaceae
Product: MFS transporter
Exons: 6
Coding region: 1-1677 (558 amino acids)
Biological process (GO): transmembrane transport
Cellular component (GO): membrane
Molecular function (GO): transmembrane transporter activity
Source: RefSeq, a predicted model, not a curated record